Messenger RNA from Racocetra fulgida, 298 nucleotides. The record is from the annotation of a GenBank genome assembly. Lineage: Eukaryota; Fungi; Glomeromycota; Glomeromycetes; Diversisporales; Gigasporaceae.
AUGAAUUUGGAAAUGAUUUUUAUUGUAGUUAUCACAUCUUUCAUCGUCGGAUUCGUUUUAGACAUGAUCAGUUCAAUUAUAUUGAAUAGAUUAUUGGCGGAAAAAAAGUGGCAAAAUACGGAACAGGAUAAAGAUCAAGCCAAGAACUUGACAGAUUUGGAAGAUACAAGAAGUGAUUAUGAUAAUCAAAAUAAGAAAAAUAAGGAAAUGAUAAAGUGCGGGGAAGAAGAUGAAGGAACGGAUACAUUAAGCGAAGAAGAAAUUGAAGAAAUUAAUCAAGCCAUUACAGUUGUGAAGG